CAUAGGCAGUUAGUGACGUUCCUUUGUUUGUGCUGUCCGAGUAGAUUGCGCGGCAUUAUAAAUAAUCACGAUAAAAUACGAAAAAAAAAGUUUAUCAUAUUUUUAUACCUUAUUAAGGGUGUGCAAAUUUAAUUGUAUUUCAUAGUUUAAAUAUUUUUAUAGUCAUAAAUAGUGAUUUCGUAUUGAAAUUAUUAAGAGUAGUGGACGGGUCGCUGUGAUCAUCCCCGAGGCUGGUGGUGAGAGGAAUGCGGAGCCGGUAGCAGUAUGGAGACGCUGCUGUGUCUCGCGGUGACCCUGGCGGCCGCGCGACCCACUCUCGCCCAAGCUAUCCAAGAUAGUCGAUGUUAUUUGAUGAACGGUGGCGCCGUGGAGAGUUUCUUCAUCAGCGAGGACACGCCGGUCGGCAGUAUUAUUGGAACACUAUCAGUGAACGGUGACCCCGGUGAUGAGGGCGACAUCAGUCUUCGGGUCCAGGAGCGCAAGCCGGCCGUGGCGCUAGUCCCGGGGUCCAAGAACGUCACCCUGACCCGCGCCCUCGACCGAGAGGAGAAGACCGGACCCUCCAGCGUCUACGUCAACGUGCGAUGUGACAGACGACACACCACAGACCCGAGCUUCGUGAUCCCGGUGUCGGUCCGUGUGUGGGACGUCAACGACAACGCUCCGUCGUGGUCGGGCGCGCCGUACAGGGCGCGCGUGUCGGAGCUGGCCGCCGUGGGCACACGCCUGCUGACGGCGCGGGCGCACGACCCCGACCAGCCCGGGCCGCACGCCACCGUCAGAUACUCCGUGCUGCCCGGACCCGCCGCGGAGUACGUGGGGUUCCCGAGCGAGCUGGACGGCGCGCUGGUGGUGAGGAAGCCGCUGGACUACGAGACCGCCACCAACCUCACGGUGACUCUGAGGGCGCAGGACGGCGGCUCCCCGCCCCGCCACAACGACACCACCCUCACCAUCGUCGUCAUGGACGCCGACGACCAGAACCCGACCUUCACACACGAUCACUACAGCGCGGUCAUACCCGAGGACGCGCGGGAGGGUACGAUCCUCGAGACGUUCCCGGGGCCCGUGGCGGCGCACGACCAGGAUCGGGGGAUCAACGCUCCCGUCACGUACAGCGUGCGAGCCUCCCCCUCUCCCGCCGACAACAACACCGCCCUAGUCCGACUGCACAAGGACAGCGGCGAGCUGAGCGUCACCGGCGACCUGCUGCGGGCCAGCCUCCCCACCACCAUCGUCAUACAGGCCACUCAGGUAGACAACCCGGACCGCUACGCCCUGGCCACCCUGUCCGUGUCCCGUGCCGGCUCCGGGUCCGUUUCGUUCCCGCGGCGCCUCUACUCCGUGUCGGUGCGCGAGGACUCCGCCCCCGGGAGCGUGCUGCUGUCGCUGGAGGCCCGGGGCCAGGGGCCGCUGCAGUACUUCGUAUCGGACCGCAGCUUCCUGCAGCAGUUCGCCAUCAGCGAGGCAGGCGAGCUGCUGCUGCGACGAGCGCUGGACCGGCUCGUCAGACACUACGACUACCAGGUCAUGGUCACCGACGGACGGACGAACGACACGGCUCACAUCAACAUAUCGGUGGAGGCGGUGAACGAAUGGGAGCCGCGGUUCAAGCACGCCCAGUACUCGUUCGUGGUGGAGCGGCCGACGGGCGAGGGCCGCGUGCGGGUGGGGCGCCUGCACGUGCACGACGGCGACCCCGAGGACCGCGUGUCGGUGAAGGUGGCGGGCCCGGACGCCGCCGCCGUCACCGUGGACGACGCCGGGGACGUGUUCGUGUCCGCGCCCGCCCUCAGGAACAUGCGCUCCGACACGCUGCACCUCGUCGCCACCGCCGUCGACUCCGGCACUCCGCCCAGACAGUCGUCCGUGCCGCUGUCGGUCCGCGUGUCUCCCCCCGCCCCCACGUCUCCCCCCGGCGCCGCCUCCCUCCUGUCCAGUGUGGGCACGUCCGUGUGUGUGUCUGUGUCGUCGCUGGUGCUGCUGGCCGUGCUGCUGCUCUUCCUCCACAGGCUCAGAAAAAAACGCCAAGUGAAAGACAAGAGCUCGAGCAGCACGCUUCCUGAGAAGACGGCUCCCGUCAGCACGUCCGUCAGCUCCGUGGGCACGGAGGGUGGCCCGGCGGUCCCCGGCGGCCCGAGCGGCCCGGGGGGCUCGCUGCAGAGUGUGUCGGCCGGCGCCAGCAGCAUCCUGGCCGCCUCCACCACCAGCCUCGAGCUGCACGACAAACAGACACAGCCGGCGGGGGUGCCCGGGCUGCUGUCCGACCACCUGGCGGGGGGAGCGGGGAGCGCGGGGCGGUCGGGGGUCGCCUGGCCCAGCGCCACCAUCCCCGCCAGGGUCAAACAACUCAGCUGGGAGGCGGACGAAACGCGCCCCCACACGGACGGGAACAUGAACCUCACCGUGUACUUCUAGAGGACACAGAACAACCCUCGUAGAAAAACAUCGUUAGUCGUGAAACCAAAAUGAACCUAAUCUAUUCGGAGAAGAUUUAGAUCACAAACGCUCACCAGUACUCAUUAAUUUCUAUUUAAAUUAAUUGAGGUUGUAAUGUAACGAACGAGGAGAUACAUCAGGGUGAUCGUUGUAUAGUUGUAAUAAAGAAAAUAGAAUAUAAGUGUUAACGAAUUACCUAUAAGGAUAAGUGACCCGACCAACAUAAUAAUAUGAAUAAAAAAUAAACAUUGAUUAUGAGACCAACAUUCUAGAAGUAAUUUAUCAAGGCACGAGGAGACACACCGACCGACUGACUGACUGUUACCGGUUACGUUCCCUCCGUGAUAGAGAUGCUCCUCCGGUACUCGCCGCCCGUGACACAUCCGUCCGCGACGCUUCAUAUAAACUAUUAUUGAUUGUUACUUGUAUAAUAUCAUUAAAUAAAUUAUUGUUAUCCUGUAUUUUUGUUAA
Messenger RNA from Danaus plexippus (monarch butterfly), 2910 nucleotides. It is a transcript of the gene Cad96Cb, whose product is annotated as protocadherin-16. The record is from RefSeq and is a predicted model, not a curated record. Lineage: Eukaryota; Metazoa; Arthropoda; Insecta; Lepidoptera; Nymphalidae. Gene Ontology annotation, cellular component: membrane. The transcript is spliced from 13 exons. The coding region runs from base 265 to 2418 and encodes 717 amino acids. Gene Ontology annotation, molecular function: calcium ion binding. Gene Ontology annotation, biological process: homophilic cell-cell adhesion.